Molecule: messenger RNA, 1351 nt
Organism: Polyodon spathula (Mississippi paddlefish)
Lineage: Eukaryota; Metazoa; Chordata; Actinopteri; Acipenseriformes; Polyodontidae
Gene: ier5l
Product: immediate early response 5-like
Exons: 1
Coding region: 216-1136 (306 amino acids)
Source: RefSeq, a predicted model, not a curated record
UUGGGGGCGGUGACCGCUGCGAGGUAUAAGUACUCUGGCUUGCCUCGCAAGUUGGUGAUUGCUUGCUCGUACACCGAGGCGAGUCGGGGAAGCGGUGCUCAAUGUUUCCCUAUGCUGUGCACGCAAACCAGACGCGUCCCCGAACAAAAUAUCGCCUUCUCCGCUAAACAGAACUGCUUGUUUUGUUUUCGGCAGGAAAAGAAGUAAAUAAACACAUGAUUAACACCGCGGAGUGUGCCAUGGAUGCACAAAGCCUCAUUUCGAUUUCUUUACGGAAAAUCCACAACUCCAGGACGCAGAGAGGAGGCAUAAAGCUGCACAAGAACCUCCUGGUUUCGUACGUCCUGAGGAACGCCAAGCAGCUUUACAUGAGCGAGAAAUACGCGGAGAUCUACAGGAUGCAGCAGUACGAGGAGGUGAUGACGGUCUGCAACGAAAUCCAGGAGCUGAACCCACUCGAUUUAGCCGAGGACCUCGUGGAGGCGAGCGGGGACUGCUGCAGCCACGGCGCGGGGAGCCCUCUUGUCAUGGAACCGGCGAGCUGCGCGCUGCCUGCAAGCAACCACCCAGCGCACACGCCGCACCAGCAGCAGCUCCAGGCUACAGCAGCCUGCUCCGCCGCCGCCUUGGCGCUCCAGAACGGGGAGCUCUGUAAAGAAUCGGACUCGGCUUUUUUCCGGAGCUGUUGCGCGGAAGCCUACCCUGUGACGGACUGCGAUCUUUCCCCGCUGAGCGCUGUGCAGUGCAACAAAACGACAGUGUUGGACCUGGAUACGCACGUCGUGACCACUGUGGAAAGCGGGUGUCUCUACCAGGACUGCUGCGCUGUGCAGUGCCAGGGCGCACAGGCACCGGCCAAGAAGCGCAAGUAUGACUUCGGGUAUUACGCGACCGAAUCGGAGGAGGUUCCGGAUUUCACGCCGUGCAAGAGAGCGAGGUUCGAAGACUUUUACUGCCCUCAUUCGGAGCAGCUGGACACUUCCAACAUUUCCAAUUUGAUCUCGAUUUUCGGCUCGGGGUUUACGGGGCUGGUGAGCAGACAGGCGGACUCUGAGUUCUCUUUGAACGGGCAGUUCUGUAGCAAACAAACGCUCGCCAGCCUCGGAGCGUGGACUCGGGCUAUCGUGGCUUUUUAAUCCGGCUGUAAAUCAGAUAUAUAUACUUUAUAAAUUGUACAGAGUUUUAAAACAAAUUGACUUUAUUUUUGCUAUAAAGCACCUAUUUAAAAUACGAAGCAGAUUUCCAUUGUUAAAAUGGAUGAGAGGGGAAUAGUUUGAUCACGAUGUGCAGGUUUAUUUGUAUUGUGUGUGUUUUGUCUUUUUUAUAAACAGACCUAUUUAAACAUUUUAAA